AUGGGUUGCCGCAAUUGUAAACAUUUAGUUGAUGAUAACGUCGUAGUUAACAAUAGUGCGAAUAAUGAUAUUAACACAAUCAGCGACAGAUUUGCCAUCCCUGAUGAAGAUGAAGAAACAACGUUUUCACAAAUGAUACAUUAUGUACACAGGUUUUUAUGGCAAGGAAAUUAUUCUUCGCCGAUCGUUGAGCGAUUGAACGCUGGGAAUGCGAGAAUAUUGAAUGUAGGAUGCGGACCAGGUCCAGGAUGUUGGUUGUUAAAUAUGGCAAGAGAAUAUCGUUGGGACAAUUUUUUCGGUGUAGACGUUAACCCAUCAGUUUUUCCUACAAAUGUUUCGGAUUUAAAUGCCAUAUUCUUAAAGUUGGAUACAUUAGAGAGGCUCCCAUUUGCCGCAGAAACAUUUGAUUUUGUGUUUCUUCGGUUCGUAUCGUUCACGGAAGAACAAUGGCAGACAAAGGUUGUAAACGAACUCGUUCGUGUGUGUAAACGUGGCGGGUGGAUAGAAAUAAUGGAUUGUGAAAACGAAUUCUACAACAGAGGUGUAACCACGAACCGAUUGAUAACCGCAUGUUCACAAUUCGUCAGAUUGUUACGUGAGACAGAUCAAAUUGACAGCAUUAAAAGGGAGGAGAAGGAAUGCUUUUUGGGAAAUGAAGGAGGACGAGCCGGACAAUAUUUACUUCGAGAUUUUGAAUUAAAUUUGCAAAGUCCAAGAGUUAUAAUGUCAGAAACUAUGGGCUGUACGAACGAGGAAUAUGAAGAUUUAAUUCAGGAGUUUCAUAAUGAAGUCAAAAGAUUGAAUACUUCCAUAAAGUAUGUAAGGGUGUAUGGGCAAAAGAAUUAG
Messenger RNA from Funneliformis geosporum, 846 nucleotides. The record is from the annotation of a GenBank genome assembly. NCBI's taxonomy places the organism in Eukaryota, Fungi, Glomeromycota, Glomeromycetes, Glomerales, Glomeraceae.